This is a messenger RNA of Sesamum indicum (sesame), 858 nucleotides long. RefSeq names its product EPIDERMAL PATTERNING FACTOR-like protein 2. The record is from RefSeq and is a predicted model, not a curated record. Gene Ontology annotation, biological process: guard cell differentiation; stomatal complex development. Lineage: Eukaryota; Viridiplantae; Streptophyta; Magnoliopsida; Lamiales; Pedaliaceae.
CUAGCCCUUUCUCAAGUUGUUUUCCCACUUCAUCUUUUGCAGAAUUCCCAUUUGUCUUUUAAGUCCAAUCAUUGUUGUGAUUGAAUGAAUCGCCUUUAAUUAUUUCUCUUUGACAAGUUUAAGAGUGUGUUUCUCAACUUGGAUGUUUCCAGAGUUUGAACUUCCAGUACGUACUACUUCUGCAUCAUUUUGAUUUCUCCUCAAGAAUUCAAUGGGCUGCCUGAAAUUUCUCCCAACAAAUAGACAGCUAUGUAUUUGUCUGCUGGCCUUUGCAUUCUUCUGCUUGUCUGCCUCACCCUCUCUCCCAUUCUUGGCUCAAGGUAGACAACUCUCCAAACUCUCAGCUGCCACUCUGAAAACAAGAAAUGAAGAGAUUAAGGCAGUGAAAAUUAUGAGAUCAAUGAUAGGAUCAAAGCCUCCAAGAUGUGAAGGGAGGUGCAAGUCUUGUGGGCAGUGUAGGGCAGUUCAGGUCCCCAUUGUGCCCACCAAGAAAUCCCUUAUCAAAGCAGCCCAUUUCCAUGCAAACAUUGCAUAUUCAAGAGGAGAUGACAUUUCAAACUACAUGCCCAUGUGUUGGAAGUGUAAAUGUGGGGAUUUCUUCUUCAAUCCUUGGUGAAAAAAAAAAAAAAAAACUCUAAUUUUUAGAGGGUUUUUUGUGGUUUAGUUUGCUUCAAUUGUUAAUAUGAUGAUCUUGGAAAAAUCCUUAAUUUAGUUAUAGCUUUUACUACAGUACAGAGGUAAGGUUUAUGUUUUAAUUUGUAGUUUGGUUAAGUUUCAUGAUGUUCUUCUGGGCAUUCUUGAAAUGUUCAAGUUCAUUAGCAUUUCGCACUACUUACAAUUAUUCGGCUGUAUAAUUAU